AUGAGAACAGAGCAGACAACGCGCAUUAGUUGCGAAGAUGAGAAACCAGCAGAUGAAGGCGCCACCCACGUUUCAGACAUCUCCAACAUAGACCAUACCGACACUCUCCAAGUUGCCCCCGAAGAUGGGUCAGGCGUUCAUGAGCGCAUGAGCUGGAAGCUCUUCCUACCACUGGUUACCAUGUCUUUUCUCUGGGUCGGCUCGCAGAUCCCACUGUACCUCUUUGGCAGCGUCAUACCGCUCAUCUACUCAGAUAUUGGCGGCUACGAUCGCUAUAUCUGGCUGGUCAUAGGCUAUCUUAUCCCCAACGCCGCCCUGUGUCCCUUCGUCGGCGCGUUGUCGGACAUGUUCGGCCGGCGCUCUGUUGCAAUCUGUGGACAAACUCUCUUGAUUCUCGGGCCUGUCGUCACAGCCACCGCAAAGGAAAUGAACAUUGCCAUUGCCGGCGAAGUAUUUUCCGGCCUCGGUGCCGGUUUGAACGAACUGAUUGCACUCGCGGGCACAGCAGAGAUGGUGCCAUACCAAAAGCGUGGAACUUAUAUUGGUGGCAUUGUCUUCACGAUCCUGCCAUUUUGCCCCUCUGUGCUCUGGGCACAAAUGAUCGCAAAGGCCUCGCACUGGCGGUACGUAGGUAUUGUCGUGGGCCUGUGGAAUUUCAUUGGUCUCGUGCUCGUUAUUUUCUUCUACAAGGGCCCCGCUGGACACACUUCUACCCGGAACAAGAUGGAAAUAGUGAGGGAAGUUGACUACAUUGGUGGCUUUCUAAGCACUGUGGGAGUGUUGUGUUUCAUGAUGGGCAUGCAGUGGGGUGCUCAGCAAUAUCCAUGGGACAGCGCGCAUGUGCUUGCACCGUUUAUUCUCGGAAUUGUCGGCAUCAUCGCCUUUUUCGUAUGGGAGGUGAAGUUUGCCCCGUAUCCCAUGGUCCCUGCGAAGCUUUUCUCCAAGGAUAAGCGGACGAUGACAGCCAUCCUGCUUGUUACGUUCUGGAGCGGCGGCAACUACUUUGUCCUUCUACUCCUCUGGCCGACUCAGUGCUAUAACGUCUAG
Aspergillus puulaauensis is the source of this 1047-nucleotide messenger RNA. RefSeq lists its product as uncharacterized. Gene Ontology annotation, cellular component: membrane. Gene Ontology annotation, biological process: transmembrane transport. The coding region runs from base 1 to 1047 and encodes 348 amino acids. Gene Ontology annotation, molecular function: transmembrane transporter activity. NCBI's taxonomy places the organism in Eukaryota, Fungi, Ascomycota, Eurotiomycetes, Eurotiales, Aspergillaceae. The transcript has 4 exons. The record is from RefSeq and is a predicted model, not a curated record.